This is a messenger RNA of Seriola dumerili (greater amberjack), 9075 nucleotides long. It is a transcript of the gene rev3l, whose product is annotated as REV3 like, DNA directed polymerase zeta catalytic subunit. Gene Ontology annotation, cellular component: nucleus; zeta DNA polymerase complex. The record is from RefSeq and is a predicted model, not a curated record. Lineage: Eukaryota; Metazoa; Chordata; Actinopteri; Carangiformes; Carangidae. Gene Ontology annotation, molecular function: DNA binding; DNA-directed DNA polymerase activity; nucleotide binding. The transcript has 32 exons. Gene Ontology annotation, biological process: error-prone translesion synthesis; double-strand break repair via homologous recombination. Bases 1 to 9060 code for a protein of 3019 amino acids.
AUGUUUGCCGUGCGCAUCGUCACCGCAGACUAUUACCUGGCAAGACCCAUUAAAGACCUGGAUGUCUGCUACUCUGAAUUCAGGGAGAGCGACGUGAAGAAAGUGCCGGUGGUGCGGAUAUUUGGAGCAACACCCGCAGGUCAGAAGACAUGCCUCCACCUCCACGGCGUGUUCCCUUACAUCUACGUGCCGUACGACGGCCAUGGGCAGCAGCCGGAGCGCUACCUGCGGCAGGUGGCCUUCAGCAUCGACAGGGCCCUCAACGUUGCCAUGGGAAACCCCGCCUCCAGCACCCAGCACGUCUUCAAAGUGGUGCUGGUCUCCGGCAUGCCUUUCUACGGCUACCACAACAAGGAGAAGCACUUUAUGAAGAUUUAUCUGUUCAAUCCUCAGAUGGUCAAAAGGGUGUGUGAGCUGCUGCAGAGCGGAGCAGUGAUGAGCAAGAGCUACCAGCCCCACGAGGGCCACAUCCCCUACCUGCUGCAGCUCUUCAUAGACUACAACCUGUACGGCAUGAACCUGGUCAACCUGGGAGCCGUCAAGUUCCGCAGGAGCCAGAGCAAAGAAGUCCCAGACAGGCAGACUCCCAGUCGUCCCAGCAUCAGCCCCUGGAAGAGUCCCUGCACCUCCAAGCUCAACGACAGCAGCCUGGGGGGUACGUUCGUCCGCUGGGAGGAGAACGCCAUACCCUGCUCCUUAGUUCUGGAUGACGUGGCGAAGCAGAGCACCUGUGAGCUGGAGGUCGACGCCGUGGCAGUAGAUAUCCUCAACCGCCUGGAAAUUGAAAAUCAGAUUGGCAGGAACCCAGGCCUGCAGGCCAUCUGGGAGGACGAGAAGCAGAGGAGGAGGGAGAAGAACCAGGCCACCCAGAUAGAAACCCCCGAGUCACAAGAUCGCGAGUUCGUCACUGUGACGGAGAGCGAGAAAAUCUUCAUGAAGAGAUUCAAGGAGAUUCUGAAGGAGAACGAGUUUGACGUAACACAAGCUUCGUCUGUGGGCGACGAGGAGGACGACCACGAGGAUUUACCCGGUGACCUCACUCUCCAUUCUGACCCCCUGACCCCAGAGGGGCCGCUGUGCACUCCUGCCAACGCUGUGGAGGUGCACAGGGACUCGCAGCCAGACUCUGUGAGGAACAGCGGUAAAAUCCCGGAGGAGGCUGUGGUUGAUGAGGAGGCCAUCUUGAGUCUCCUGGAGAACAGUCAGACCUUCCUCCCGCUCUCCCAAACAUCCAACCACUCACCUCUGUUAGACAGCAGCCAAGACCACGCCAUCAUUGAUUUGCUGGCCGGCCUGGAGGACGAUGGUUUCUGCAGGACCACCGUUGGGCAGAGUUCCCAGCCCCAGUCUCUUCCCGGCGCCAGGAGCUACCACUGCAACAGUGACGAGGAGGAGGCGGAGCCGGAGCUGGACAGAGCGGAGGCAGAGCUCAGCGUGAUAAUGUCACAGCGGUGGGACAACGAGGCUCCUCAGAGGUCGUCCUUACAGAGGCACGCAGAGGACGGCUUCAGCGAGGAGCAGCAGGAGUCCUCUGAUGAGGACAUGGAGUGGAGUGGGAAUAACUCUCUCUUCGCCAACCUGUCCAUCCCCCAGCUCGACGGGGCGGCGGACGAGAACAGCGAUUCCUCGUUAACGGACAGCAGCUCCAGGACCCAGUCUUCUCUCAUAGUCGCAGAAAAGAUGCUUGGAAAGAGGAACCCCUUCCCCGGGGAGACGGUUCACCUGGAGCCCCCCUCCUCGGCCAAGACCCUUCUGGAGUACAAGCACCCGGAGCACAGACCGGUUCAUGUGCUGGACACGGAGCAGCCGCUCGACAAGCACUUUCAAUUAAAAAGCAGCCAGGACAGCAGCAGUGAAUGUUCAACGGGGUUCAGGGUUAAUAAAGAAAUCCCCUACAUCCCGCCGGUCAAACACCCCAUCCCCUGCAAAAUAGCCAACCACCCCGAGGCGUCGCCCUGUGUAAACAAAGAGGAUAUCCAGCCCCUGUACACCUAUGACAAGAAAACCUCUAUAGCCUUGGAUAAGACAGAAUUAGAAAGUUUCCCGUUUGGUAACGGACAAGUCACCAAAAGCAGGAAGAAGUACAGCAGCAUAAAGAAUGUAGAAACAAACUGUCUGUCCAUUCUCCAGAACCACAGGACCUUCUCUCUCUGUUACUCCGAGCUGAGGAACUGCUCGGCCAAGACGGAGCUGGAGCUGAGCCAGAAGGACGGUAAAAGCCCCAUCCUGAGGAACAUGUCGUCCGCCCCGUCUCCCAUGGAGGAGGGGGAGUUCCUCGAUCCGCAGGAGGAAGAGAUGGGCCAGGACAGCGAGGAGGGUGACGUCGGCGAACUCAAAAUCAGGUACGAGGACUAUCAGGAAAAUAAGACGGAGAAGACUAUCGUGGCCCAGCAGGAAGCGCACUACAAGUUCUUUCCCAGCGUCAUCCUCUCUAACUGCCUCAGCCGGAAAAAAGCUGGCAGCAAGAAGCUAACGGAUUCGUGCAGCAAGUCGGUGGAAGCCCAGCCUCGCAGGUCCAGGCUAAAAGUGAAUAAAAGAAGGUUAGGGAUGACGGGACAGAGGAACAAAUUAAACACAGUUGAAAGCUCUACCUCUGACAGCUUCACCUCAAUCACCGCUGCUGUGGACGCAGAGAUGCCACCUUCAGACGAAAGGGCCGAAGAGGCAGAGCCGGUUCAGGAUGAGCCCGUCACAGAGGGACAGACGGCGGCACAGGAGGAGCCAGAACUGGAGGACGGGUUUGAAAGUGAAAGGACAGAGCCAGAGGCUCCCGAGCCCGCUCUCUCCAACUCCACCUCCACCGCCGUUUCCUGUCUUUCCGAAGAAGCUACAGACACGGCGGAGGACAGGUUAAGCCCGCUGCAAGAUUUAUCCGCUAAAGUCACCUGCACCAAACCUUCAGCUCUGCCCGGGAGUAAAUACACCCUGAGGGCCAAACGGAAAAUGAUCUACGACGGCGAGGACGGAGAACACUCGGGUGCCGCUCGUUCAAAAAACCCAGCCGCCGUCAAGGACAGCGGCAAGGUCAAGGACAGCGGUGUCCUCGGCGUGCAGGAGGCAAAGUACCAGAAACGGCGCAAGAAAGAACCCCCCAUCAUCAUCAAGUACAUUAUUAUCAACAGGUUCAAAGGACAGAAGAACAUGCUGGUGAAGAUGUCCAAGGUGAACGCCGAGGAGCCGCUGGUGCUGCUGACGCCGGGGAAACUGGAUCUGUACAAUAAACUGGCUCCUCUGAAGGAUUUCUGGCCCAAAGUGCCGGAAUCCACUGCGGUCAGGUUCCCCGUCGCCGAGCCCAAGGCCAAGAAACACCCCAAACGAAAGGCAAAGGUCAACGCCACCAAUAAGAAGACGGCCGGCAACGUCUCCAGACCUCGAGUCAGGCAGGGCGAAGGGGUCAGAAGGACUAAAGGCUGUCAGAGAGGUCCGAUCCUCCCCUCUCUACCGCCCCCUCGCCCGUGUUACUGUGAGCUAGCCGAUGACCAUGACGUUGAGUAUACGGAUGUCAUGGUGGAGUUGGGAUACCUCUCCGAUCGAUCUCCGAGCCCCACGGACUUGACGCCCCCCCGUUGUUGGUCCCCAAGCGACCCUCUUAUGGACGGCUCUGAACAGCUGAUAAACCCGCUCAGCGACCCGUGUCUUAGCUCCGCUUUUCACAAGCCGCGCGCUGCGUCUUCAACCACUGGAGCGCGAAACAAGCGUCAAACUGCCCGCUGUAAGAAACCUGCAGAGAGUAGAAGGAAAGUAAACAAGUCGGCCACCAAGCCUCCAGAGGAAGGAGAGCCCAGAGCGGCUGCUGCGAGGCAGAGGAAGAAAGCUAAAGGUGCGGCCGAAGGUCCUAGCAACAGUCCCGCAACCGCAACCAAACCGAAGAGGACUCGCAAAAAGAAGACAGCAGAACCCAAAAGCCUCGAGUCGAGUAAAGACGGCUCUCAGCUCCUCUUCCCAGAGGAAGAGCCGCCUCCUUCUGAGAGCUCCUCUCAGGAGUUGCCUCCAUUUCAGCGGGCGGUCAGCACAGACGGCGACAGCCAGGGCGCCGUCCAGACUGCACCCACACCAGACUCCAGCUCAGACGCCCGGUCCGUAGAGCCAAAGGUGGAGGACUGUGAGACUUCAAUCAUGGAGGUCAACCGAAGCCUCUCACCUCAUGUGAAGCAGCAAAGCUGCCAGACCACUGUGGUGAAGGCGGAGGCGUCACAGGAGGAGUGCGCGGCUCCUCCGCCUCCCCUGGCUGGUCGACUCUUACUGGAAGACGGUAAAGAAGCCUCCCCACACUCAGGCCCUAAGAACGGGGAGAUCCCCGCUCUGUGUGACACCCCCUCCGGCUUGACUGUCCUCAAGCAGCUUCUCCAGAAGAGGCAGCAGGGACAGACGCUUCCCCGACAAGUGGUCGGUGCACACAGCCACUCCACUGCUGUGGCUCAGGCCGCAGCGCUGCUAGAUCCUACAGCUAAACCAGCCAAAUCCAGAAAAGCUCCCUCCACCUCUCAGCGUAAACCCAGGGCGCCGAAACCUGCCACCCCCAAGAGUAAAAAGCCCCGAAUCAGGAAAGGCAAGACGAGCGGCACUCAGCCAGAUCCGACAGUGAAGCAGGAGGGCAACGUGUCGGACGACUGCCCCCUCUUUCUGUCAGACCCGGGCCUGGACGCUUGUAACUUCAUAGAGGACAGCUUGUCCCCGGAGCUCCCGCACAACUACACGUUCGAUAUCAACGCUAUUGAUCAGACGGAGUUCUCCAGCCCGUACAGCGGCAGCCAGUUUGUCCUGACUGAUAAAAAUUUACCGGUCAAGUUCCUGAGUGACGUGAGCCAGGAGGCCGUGUGCGCUCAGAGCCUGGGCUUCGAGAAGAAACUGGACAGGCUGUUUGUCUGUGGGGAGGAGCUUCAAAGGGGCUCAGACUGGCACAAAGCGAGGCCGGCGAGCCCCGACCUCUUCGACAGACCCGAGAACAAGGAGUCCGCGACGAAUCACCUCACGUUCCUCGACUCUGAGCGAAUCAAGAGCAGAGAGUGGGACCUCUCUUUAUGUAAAGCCCACAGCCUCAGCCCCUUUCAAGACUUUCACUGUGAGAGAAAAGAGCUGCUGUUUUCCGUCUUCGAGCCCGUCCUGCCGCUGCCUUUAAGCUCCGCCUCCUUCGUCGACCACGAGGGCUCACCGACGGGGGAUCUCCUGGAGGGCAUGGAUGGACUGACGUCCACCACGCCCAGUAGCUCCCCCCGCUCCGUCGGCUCGCUAUCCCAGGUGAGGGCGAGCCAGCUGCUGCGGGGGACGGGAGGCGGAGCCCACGUCCUCAAGCCCCUCAUGUCCCCUCCGAGUCGGGAGGAGAUCCUCAACACUCUGCUGGACCUGGAGAUGUCGGAGGCGACCUUCCAAGAGCCCUUCUGCAGCGACCCCUCCGACGCCCCGGGGAAACCAAUGGAGGUUGGCGGCCGUAAGCUAACGGUGGGCACCAGACUGACGAAGGAGCUAGCAGAGUUCAGCGGAGAGCUCUCUUUGGAGGGCCUCUGCUUCUGGAAGACGGCUUUCUCCGCCAUGACGCACCCCGCCGCCAAUAUUACCUCAUGUUCCCAAGCGCAGGGAGCCUCGGAGGCGAGCAAAGAGCCGGCCCGACGCGACCCGUCCUCAGCCGGCGACAAGAAGGUCAUUCUUCUGCCCUGCAAAAACCCACCGAGCCGAGAGCGCGUCAGUCUGUGGCUGGAGGCCAGGAAACAGUACGAGUGUCUGCAGAAGUGGAGGAGAGACACGGGGCUGCUGAAGAACAACGGGAGGGCUGGGUUGGAUUUUGAGGAGGAGAACCCGGAGAGAAGCGCGCAGCCAUCGGUGAAGGUGGAGCUGUGCGGGAACCUCUCCGGUGUCAGGCCUCAGAGGAGGAAGAAGCGGAGUCUGUCCUUAAUCAUAUCUCCUCUGAAGAACACAGGCUCUCACAGUAAAUCCUCACAGGUGAGUCCAGUCUCAGAUGAAGGAGCUGUGGAUCUUGAGCAGGAGGAACAAGGCAAAGGUGAUGAUGGUGAUGAUGAUGAUGAUGAUGAUAAAACCACCUCUCCAGAGUCCCCCGAGCUGCCUCCGUGGCAGCAGUCCUGUCAGCCCAGCCCCUCAGGCCCAGACCAGCUCGGCUCAAACAGGCAGAGUGAAAUCUCUCCAGAACCGCCGUCACCUCGGCUCUCUAACUCCCUGGAGCGGCUCGGAGAGAACCGCAGUCCCUCGCGCCUCCGUGUCAGCAGUAACAGGGAAGAUGGCAGGAGUAGUCCCCAUCUCCUUCACAGCACCCCCUUCUCGAGGAGGAGGCGGAGGAGCAAGGAAGACGUGGAGCCCGUGUGCAGCACGCCCAUCUCCGAGGAGAGUCACGGCUCUCAGAGACUUCACUGGAGGAGGACGAGUCAGGCGGACCCGCUGAGGAGAGUGUUACUGACCACACAGAUAAAGAACCAGUUUGCUGCUCUGAACGUGCCAAAGAAAGAAAACUCUCAGAUCGAAGGGCCCAGCAUAGCCAACUCUUACGGCUUCAAAGUCAGCAUGCAGAACUUACAGGAAGCCAAAGCUCUGCAUGAGGUCCAGUACCUAACCCUGAUGGGCAUGGAGCUCCAUGCAAGAACUCGCCGUGACCUGGAGCCUGACCCCGAGUUCGACCCCAUAUGUGCCUUAUUCUACUGCCUCAGCUCUGACGCCCCCUUGCCUGAUGUAGACGGCACACAGCUGACCGGUGCCAUUGUGGUGGACAAAGACUAUCAAAGCGGAGACGAAGGUGACAGAGGAACAGCGCCCCUGCUGGUCAGGUCGGGCGUCUCUGGGCUGCAGGUGAAAUGUGCCACUGAUGAGAAGAUGCUGUUCCAGGAGCUGAUCAGCAUCAUGAGGAGGUUCGACCCAGACAUCCUGUUAGGAUACGAGGUGCAGAUGCGAUCCUGGGGCUACCUGCUGCAGCGCGCCGCCGUGCUCGGAGUGGACCUGUGUCAGCAGCUGUCACGAGUGCCAGGUGACUCCAGAGAGAACCGCUUCGGCGCAGACACGGACGAGUACGGAGCCGACACCAUGACGGAGAUCCACGUCGUCGGACGCGUCACCAUCAAUCUGUGGAGGGUGAUGAAGACUGAGGUGACUUUGAACAACUACAGCUUUGAGAACGUGGCGUUCCACGUGCUGCACCAGCGUUUCCCGCUCUACAGUCCCCGCACGCUGUCCGACUGGUUUGACCACAGCACACACUUAUACAGGUGGAAGACGGUCGACCACUACGUGAGCCGAGUGUGUGGCACCAUGCAGCUUCUGCAGCAGCACGACAUCAUCGGCAGAACCAGCGAGCUGGCCAGACUGUUCGGGAUUCAGUUCUUCCACGUUCUGACCCGAGGAUCACAGUACCGCGUCGAGUCCAUGAUGCUGCGUGUGGCCAAGCCUCUGAACUACAUCCCCGUGACGCCCAGCGUCCAGCAGCGAGCCCAGCAGAGGGCGCCGCAGUGCCUCCCGCUGGUCAUGGAGCCCGAGUCACGCUUCUACAGCAACUCACUGGUCGUACUGGACUUCCAGUCGCUCUACCCCUCCAUCGUCAUCGCGUACAACUACUGCUACUCCACCUGCCUCGGCCACAUGGACAGCCUCGGCACGCCUGACGAGUUUAAGUUCGGCUGCACCUCCCUGCGGGUUCCUCCCGAGCUCCUCUACCAGCUCCGCAACGACAUCACCGUGUCACCCAACGGCAUCGCCUUCGUCAAGGCCUCAGUGCGUAAAGGAGUCCUGCCCAGCAUGCUGGAGGAAAUCCUCAGCACCAGGAUCAUGGUGAAGCAGUCCAUGAAGACCUACAAGCAGGACAAAGCCCUCAUGAAGCUGCUGGACGCCCGACAGCUGGGACUCAAGCUCAUCGCCAACGUCACCUUCGGCUACGCUGCAGCCAACUACUCCGGACGCAUGCCCAGCGUGGAGGUCGGAGACAGCAUCGUCCACAAAGCCAGAGAGACCCUGGAGAGAGCCAUCAAGCUGGUCAAUGACACCAAGAAGUGGGGGGCGCGCGUCGUGUACGGCGACACCGACAGCAUGUUUGUUCUGCUGAAAGGAGCCACCAAAGAGCAGGCGUUCAAGAUCGGCAACGAGAUCGCUGAGGCAGUGACUGCAACCAACCCCAAACCUGUCAAGCUCAAGUUUGAGAAGGUGUACCUGCCCUGCGUGCUGCAGACAAAGAAGCGUUACGUGGGAUACAUGUAUGAAAGCCUUGACCAAAAGGAACCCGUGUUUGACGCCAAAGGGAUCGAGACGGUGCGCCGCGACGGCUGCCCCGCUGUUUCCAAGAUCCUGGAGCGUUCCAUUAAGCUGCUGUUUGAGACGCGGGACAUCAGCCAGGUGAAGCAGUUCGUGCAGCGUCAGUGUGUGAAGGUUCUGGACGGUCGGGCCAGCAUGCAGGACCUGACCUUCGCUAAGGAGUACAGAGGCAGCGGCUCGUACCGGCCCGGAGCCUGCGUCCCCGCACUGGAGCUCACCAGGCGUAUGAUGGCGUACGACCGGCGCCUGGAGCCACGCGUGGGCGAGCGGGUUCCCUACGUGGUCGUGUACGGGCUGCCCGGCGUCCCCCUCAUCCAGCUGGUGCGUCGGCCCAUGGAGGUUCUACAGGAACCCGCCCUCCGGCUCAACGCCACCUACUAUGUCACCAAGCAGAUCCUGCCGCCGCUGGCCCGCAUGUUCCAGCUGAUCGGGGUGGACGUGUUCAGCUGGUACCAGGAGCUCCCCCGGAUCCAGAAAGCGUCCUGCUCCUCCGGGGGGGAGGAAGUGGGCAGGAAGGGAACCAUCUCCCAGUACUUCACCACGCUCCACUGCCCCGUGUGCGACGAGCUGACCCAGCUGGGCGUGUGCUCGCGGUGUCGCGCCGAACCUCAGAGAGUCGCCGUCACACUCUACCAGGACAUGAGACAGUGGGAGAGUCAGCAGGACCAGCUGCUGAAGAUCUGCAGGAACUGCAGUGGCUGUGCCGAGCGGCAGGUUCCCUGUGUGUCCCUGGACUGUCCCGUCCUCUACAAGCUGGCCCGGGUCAACAGACAGCUCUGCAAGGCCCCCUACCUCCGACAGCUGCUGGAGCAGUUCUGAUUGGCUCCUGAACAC